UGUAGUGGGGCUCAGCUGUGCGGUCUCUCACUACGGGGACUAGCAGCCCAUUCAUCCAGUCAACGUCCGAAAUGCCGCCAGAUCCCUGUCAAAACCACGUGACGGCGGUUUAUGGGGGCCAUUGAGCAUUGCAGAACACAAAUCAGCCAGAAGGAAAUCCAAGGUGCAUGGUACCAGCGGUCCUCUAUUUAGGACGUGACUGCUCAGAUCUUCUAGCUCCUCGACAAAAAUGAAUGCGGAUGACUCCUCCCCGCACCAGCGACAACGGUUUGGAUCUACCAGGUCGCGCAAGGGCUGCAUUACGUGUCGGAUCCGUCGCGUCAAAUGUGAUGAACGCAAGCCGGCUUGUCUUCGAUGUACAAGUACGAACCGGAAAUGUGAUGGUUAUAUGCCCAUGCCUUAUUCGAUACGCAUCGCAAAGCAGUUGGCACAAGUAACUGCGUUUGUCAGUCCGGCUGAGUCCCGAGCCCUCGAGUUCUUCUUUCGCAAGUCUGCAGCGCAUCUAGCUGGUUACUUUACUGCUUCGUUCUGGACCCGCACGGUUUUACAGCUCAGCCUGACCGAACCUACGAUCCGCCAAGCUAUUGCUGCGAUUGGGUUUCUGUAUGAAGCAGAGGGGAUGUCUACAACUCCGGCAAUGGCAUACCGUUGGCAAUCUUCCAAGCCCGACUUGGCACUACAUCUCUAUAACCGGGCCAUUCGCACUACCAUUGAUAAGGUUUCAUCAGGCAUAGACGCGGUGCCUCUAGUAAUAGCAGCCAGCAUUUUGUUCGCGUCCCUCGAGUUUCUCCGAGGAAAUGCUACUGGGGUUACAUCGCAUAUCGCAAGCGGGCUGAAUCUGGUGCGGUCCUGGCGGGCGCAUCGAGAGCGAUCCUGCUGCACCAAGAGUUCUCAGACACAUUGGGUGGAUGCUGAAUUGGCCCCUAUAUUGAACUUCUUUUCUUUGAAUACGUACGAAAUGUCGGCACUCAAACACCUCGUCAGUGCGCCACAAGAAAAAGUACUUGUCAACCCCGUGGAUGCUGAAGGCAAGCUCUUAUUGAACUGGCGGUUCCGAACAUUCCAUCAGGCACGCAUCGCCCUCCUCGACUUGAUGCUUUACUACAUCGGAAAAUUCCCCAACCGACAAGAGUUGGCCAGACUGACGAACCUCCCGCACUCACCCGUGCAGCAAUGGGCCGAAACCUUUGAGCAUGCCACCCAGCGAUGGGUGGCAAGCUUUGAAUUGCUAGUGCAACGGAAGCAGUUGGAAUGCGGGCCGGCCAUACAAAAUGAGAUUGAUGCUACUCGCAUGUUAUGGUAUUGUUACCGUCUAGGACGUGAUCGGUAUCGUGUGGCAAAUGAAUCCGGCUGGGAUGACUUCCGCGCUGUCUACGAGGAUAUUCUCUCAAUUGCUGAACGUCUGCUUAGUGACUCAGACCACUACCCGGAUGAUGUCUCCAAAACGAUAAAUCUGGACGUACAGCUGUUGUAUCCGUUGCAGGCCGUCGCCUGGAAGUGCCGCUGGCCGGACCUUCGCCGUCGGGCCCUGGAUCUGCUACAACGGAUACCGAAGCAAGAACUGAUCUUUUAUACCCCGAACUAUCACGCCGUCUGCACACGGAUCAUGUCGCUUGAGGAGGGUACAAUGUACAAAGAGAUGCUUCCCCCAGAUCACGCCCGCAUCUACAGUUUCGUUAUUAGCCCUACUCCGGCAACGGCGGCUGACCACCCCAUUUACUCCAUCACGUUUACCACUUUUCCACAGGGCCGAAGUAGCGAGCCACACUUUCACACAGAAUCGCUCUGGCUUCAACCCUCGCAAGCGGGGGCCACGACAACCGUGCCACCUGUUGAUAUGAUGAAACGCCGUGACUGGCCACCGGUCGCCCGAACGGAUGCUCAUCUGCAACAUGGUUUAGUGUAGAUAACACAGCCUGAUGUUGUCCCGCAAGAUUACUAGGCACAUAAAAUGAGUUUGGCUAGACAAGCACAGCAUGUGUUCAACCUUCCACACUGGCCUUACAUCGAACAAGUCGAUACUAAUAGUAUUAUCUCGUUAUCUUCCUAUCGAGUGAUCGCGUUGCCCUCAUUCCAACCGAAUGGUAUAAUAUACAGGUAGCAGUCCAAAUUGAGCCAACCUGAAGCAAGGCACUAAGAUAAAUACCAACUGAAGGAAAUG
This is a messenger RNA of Aspergillus vadensis CBS 113365, 2161 nucleotides long. RefSeq names its product Zn(II)2Cys6 transcription factor domain-containing protein. The transcript is spliced from 3 exons. Gene Ontology annotation, biological process: regulation of DNA-templated transcription. The coding region runs from base 230 to 1906 and encodes 558 amino acids. NCBI's taxonomy places the organism in Eukaryota, Fungi, Ascomycota, Eurotiomycetes, Eurotiales, Aspergillaceae. The record is from RefSeq and is a predicted model, not a curated record. Gene Ontology annotation, molecular function: zinc ion binding; DNA-binding transcription factor activity, RNA polymerase II-specific.